UUUGUGCAGACACGCAGACAUCCCCGCAGUGUCCGUUUGCGCCUCCGCUCCACCUCUGCGCCUCUGGAUCCCAGGAGCGCAAAGUUGACAGAAGGUGACAGUAGGAGCCUGACUCUCCCGCCGGCAGAGAUGAUGGACGACUCCAGCGGAGUCCAGAUGGCGCGGGCGCUGAAGCAGGCAGCCCUGUGCCUGAUGCUGCUGCCCCGCUUCCUCCUGGCCGCCGUCAUGCUGUGGCUCCUGGAUUUCCUGUGCAUCAGGAGGAAGCUGCUGCUGAAGAUGGGCGACAGGCAGGACAGCCUGGACGACCCGCCGCUGUGCGUCUCCGACUCCAACAAGAUGUUCACGCUGGAGUCCCUGCGGGCCGUGUGGCACGGCCAGAAGCUGGACAUCCUCAAAUCCGCGCGCCUGGGCCAGGCUGCGCCCAACACCGAGGUGGUGCUGGUGCAGGAGCGGAGGCAGGUCCGAAUCCUGGACUGCAUGAAAGGGAAUAGACCGCUCAUCCUCAACUUUGGCAGCUGCUCCUGACCGCCGUUCAUGAUGCGUCUGGCCGCGUUUCAGCGCGUCGUGAGCCAGUACGCAGACAUUGCGGACUUCUUAGUUGUAUAUAUCGAGGAGGCGCAUCCCUCGGACGGCUGGGUGAGCUCUGACGCGCCGUACCAGAUCCCCAAGCACCGCUGUCUGGAGGACAGGCUGCGAGCCGCCGCGCUGAUGCUCACGGAGGUCCCCGGCAGCCGGGUGGUGGUGGACAACAUGGACAACUCCUCCAACGCCGCGUACGGAGCCUACUUUGAGAGACUUUACAUCGUGAGGGAUGAGACGGUGGUGUACCAGGGCGGCAGGGGCCCGGAGGAGUACCGGAUCUCGGAGCUGAAAACGUGGCUGCAGCAGUACAGGAAGGAGCUGCUGGGCUCCCAGAACGCGGUGCUCCAUGUGUAGCCGCGCACAACUUCUGCUAUUUUUGUACUGGAAAAGAGUUGAGGAUCCCUUUAUUUUUGUAUGAAAGCCAGUGUGUUGGUGCGCGUGCACGCGUGGAUUGGCGGGUGCGUCCGCGCUGAUGCUCCAGCCGGAGUCUGCGUGAAGUUCGGCUUUUAAAAGGCGCGUCCAGAGAGCCGACACUGAUGUUCCUGACUCCACCUCAGCGCAGGAUGCUCCCCCUGAUCCACGCGGGAACAAAACUGUGGCACAAACGACGCGUGACGGGGACUAGAGUUAGUUUGGUCAUUUUGUGUCUGCUUGUGUCUCUUUUGCACUUAAAAGUCUGUUCAAAAAAGCAAUUUUUGUGUGUAGAAAGAGAAUUAAAGUGCUAUUUAAAUCAAAUAAGUCA
This is a messenger RNA of Oryzias melastigma (Indian medaka), 1324 nucleotides long. RefSeq names its product thyroxine 5-deiodinase-like. Lineage: Eukaryota; Metazoa; Chordata; Actinopteri; Beloniformes; Adrianichthyidae. Gene Ontology annotation, molecular function: thyroxine 5'-deiodinase activity. The transcript is spliced from 2 exons. The record is from RefSeq and is a predicted model, not a curated record.